CUGUAGAAACAAGAGCCAUUGUGAAUGCAGCAAGGAAUUCAUUUACUCGACUAUUUUGACAGAUUGGGGCGAUAUUACGAGAAUGUGUCCAUAAGGCCUGAUGUAGGAUUUAGAGAAAGAAACUCUUUGGUACGGUUGUUAGGGCGUGGCCUGAGCAAGGUGCUAAGAACUGGGUCCGAAACAGCUCCAUCAUCCCCACAGGAGCUGAUGAUUUCACUACAGACACAUAUACUGGAGUUUACUCAGAGGUUACACAGUGUGGAGGUUGAGAGAAGGUCCCUGCUGCAGGAAGUUAGUCGGCUACAGGAGGAGGUUGAAAGGCUUGGACCUGAAAGAGAGGAACUUGUGACAGAGGGAAAUGAUAUAGCCAUUACACAACAGGGCAACAAGUAUGUACCUAUAGAGAAGUUUGAGAGUGUGUGUAUAGAGUUGAAUAAUGCACUUCGUAGGGAAGAGCAGGCACAGAACUUGUUACAAGAACAGGGGAGACAAUUAGAGGAACUCUCUGCUAGAAUGGAUAUAUUCUCAUCUGAGGGCAUGGAGAAAGAACAGACUCUGUCAGAGGCCAUACAGGGAUUAGCUGAGACAAAGUUAGAGUUACGACGUAAAGAACAGACUGUGAGACAGGUAAACAAACAACUUGCAGCACUAGAAGGGGAGAAGGAAUCAUUGCGGAAUAAUUUACAAGAUGCUGAGAAAGCUCUCAGGACUGUUGCCAAAGAUAAAGAUAUACUUACCUCAUAUAUACAGACAGUGGAAAAUGCUCUUGUUAGAACAAAGCAUGAUUUAGGUGGGAAGAAUGGUAAAGAUGUUUCGUUGUCAAAAUUGUUACUCAAUGCUGAUUUUAUACCUAAAGACGUUGGCAAGGCUGGACCUGAACUUAUAGCAUGCCAGAAUCUAGUUGGAGCAUUUGUUGACUGUCAACAUCAUUUAGAGAGUAAGAUGAGAAGUUUGGAAGAGGGAAAAGGGAGAACAGUAAACGUUCCAUGUUUUAUAUUAAACUGA
This is a messenger RNA of Ruditapes philippinarum (Manila clam), 1005 nucleotides long. Its product is annotated as coiled-coil domain-containing protein 171-like. The record is from RefSeq and is a predicted model, not a curated record. The coding region runs from base 25 to 1005 and encodes 326 amino acids. The transcript has 7 exons. NCBI's taxonomy places the organism in Eukaryota, Metazoa, Mollusca, Bivalvia, Venerida, Veneridae.